This is a messenger RNA of Amyelois transitella, 2901 nucleotides long. RefSeq names its product translation machinery-associated protein 16 homolog. Bases 95 to 583 code for a protein of 162 amino acids. The record is from RefSeq and is a predicted model, not a curated record. The transcript has a single exon. Gene Ontology annotation, cellular component: nucleus. Lineage: Eukaryota; Metazoa; Arthropoda; Insecta; Lepidoptera; Pyralidae.
UCAAGUGUCAUUUAGAAAUGCCACUUAAACAAGAAAAACACGUGCGAUUCAAGAGAACUAAAAAAUAGGUACCUAAAAGGAUUAGAGUUUAAAAAUGCCUAAUAUUAAGAAAAAUCUAGACAAAUUAAAACAUCCUAACAGCAGAAAAACGCUGUCAUUGUUUAAGAAAAUAAAGAAAGGUGAAAAACGAGAUCAAAACAAAGUUGGCACACAUAUAAAACAGAACUUAAUAGGUGAAAAAAUUAUGUGGUUCAAAGACAGAAUACCUGAUGGAUGUAGUGUUUUGACCAAAGAACAGACUUUGGAACUGAUGGAAAGUUAUUUGGCAAGGUUUGACGAGGAAUUGGAGCAGAUAGCGUUAAAGAAUUCUGUCGGCCAGAGAAAGAACCGCCAACACGCGAGUAGGGAAGACAUAAUCAAUAUCACCAAAAAGAAAGAGCAUGAAGAGUUUGAAUCGUGUGGCCUGGAGAUGCCGGAUCUGAUGAACGCCCAGCAGAUGGAAGUUCUGAAAAGCUGGAAUGGAGAGUUGAGGUUUAUACAGCAUUUCAAACUUCGGAGAAUAGCAAGAAAACAUUUAAUAUAAUGUGAGAAAUCAAUAAGCAGUUUUAAUUCACCAAAAGUAACUUAAAAUCUAUUUUGUCUAUAUUACAAGAAAAAACAGGAUUUUCCCACGAAGCAAUUUUCAAAUUAACACAUAGCCUGCCAUAGUAGAUUUGCUAAUACAAAGAUUAUAUGCCUGUCAGUCACCGGUGACUGACAUGGCAGUCUAUGUGUUAAAAAAGACAUGUAAUACAUAUAGGGUAACAGUAAUAAAUUCUCAGUUAAAUAAAACAACAAAUCUAUGAAUAGGCUAUUUAUUCAGCAAAUAUUUACAACAUGCCAUAACACAAAGAUAAGGUUGGUACAGACCGAUACAGGUAGACAAAGGACAAGGAACAUUCAAGACUGUAUUUACAGCCUGCACCAGUCUGACCACCCAUUUAUAGAUAUAGUACAUACAAACAAAAUCAGUCCCUGUAUUACAUACAAAAAUAAAAAAUCUUAGCGAUAGGUAACUUUUAUAUUUUUAGUAAUUGAAAACCUGCAAAAAAUGGAUAUUCAAAUACAAUUCUGCGUAAUGAUGCCACUAGAAAACACAAAUAUUUAAUGAAAAGUAAAACAAACCAAGUACUUUAUUAGUAUUUAUCGAGUCAAGAUAAUGAAUAUCUGACUGUUUUCUUCUGCACAACAUUUAUAAUAAAAAUUUUAAGACAUAGUACAUAAAUUUAGUAUAGUGCAAAUUAUGUGAAAUAAAUAUCACAUUAAAAAUCCACAUUACAUAAAGAUAUUUUUCUUUUUUUUAUUGUAAAAAAUGUGUUUAUGAAAUGAUUCAUGUACUACAAUUAUUGCUAUUUGCAUCUAAUUAUAAAAACUUGUGAACAUUUUUUCGUAGAAGCUAUUGACCGCAGUGUAGUAAACAUAUGGUAGAAUGAUUCAUCAAUUUAGUGAUUCAUUCAUGAGACAAUGGUCUGUUACGAAUAAAUUUAUUGGGUCAAUAAUUUUGAUGUUUGACCUAACUUUUAUGUGAAAAAAAUAGAUGUUUAGAGUUUAGAUGUAAAUAUAAGCCUUUAGGUUUUCAUAUAAUAAAUAAUGCAUAUUUAGUUAGCCAUUAUUAGGUAGGUAUUUGUUUGUUAUUAUUUACCGCGUCAAUAAGACGUGUUUCUGAGAUCAACACUAUAUUACUAAUAAAAUAAUUUAUUUGUUUAAAUUUUAUUUUAUAAAUAAAUUAAUUUUUGGAAGGAUAUUUAAGAUUUAAAAAUAAAGAACAACCAAAAUGUAAGACUUGUAACAUACUUACUUAUUUGCCAGUUAUAUGUGCAACAGGCUUUAGGUUUAUGGACAAAUAUAAAAAAAGUUGUUUCUGCAUAAACAACUUUUUUGAAUCGCAGUAAAUUUUUUUUCCAACUUACACAGCUAAAGUCAAGAUAAUUAUAUAAAAUCACAGACUGCAUUCACAAACUGAAUCAUAUUAGAGUCUCGUUCACCUUGAAUUAACCCUAUGUGGUGUUGGAGUUGGCUUAACUUGUUUCUGACAUUUCAAUAUAAACAGGAAAUGGUUAAUCAAUAUUAAAGGCAUUUUCUUUAUGAUUCGAACUUAAAUUAUUUUAAGUUUCAUUCCAUUCAUUUUGGGAUACAAUUUAACAUAUACGGCCAUAUUAAGAUUACUGCUACAUUUUUAUGUAGCAUCUAGAAUAGUAUAUAUACGUUUAAAUUUCCGUACCUAAAAGGUAAAAGCGGGUCUGUCCGUCAACAGGCCGUCAUCAUAGCUAGAAAGCUGAAAUUUUCACAAAUAAAUAUUUAAGUAUCUAAGUAAACUUGAUCAUGACAGGGAACCCUUCGUGCGCGAGUCAGACUCCUUGGCCUGUUUUUUUUUUUAUUUCGACCGUAUAUAAUAAUUUUGCUUUUUAUCUAUGGAAUCUGGAUUUUUUAAUAAAUAAAAUUACUUUUUUCAUUUUCUUAUAUUGGUACUGUUGAUCUGACAGACUAGAUUUUUUUUAUUUUAUUAUUGAAACUUUAUUACUAACUAUUUUAUAUAUCUUGUUCCGCGGGAAUCUGAUGUAUUAUUUUUACAAUUAAACAGAAGGUAAUUCAUCUACAUACAUUACUUUUAAAUUUAACACACUUAUUAAAUAUCGUACUUAAUAUAAAUGAAUGCUACAAAAUAAAGCAUCGUAAUUAUAAAGGUAGGUAAUAUUUCUCACUCAAACAAUGCAGGACUUAUCUUUCACUUCAAAUAGUUACAUAAUGAUAUGCAAUCUAGCGUAUGAACACAGCAAUAUGAUAACAAAACCAUAAAAAAUGUGACAAAUUUUGAAUUAUUUUCACUUUUUUUUUAUCAACAUGCCAACUGCCAAAUAUGAA